Messenger RNA from Xiphophorus hellerii (green swordtail), 1282 nucleotides. RefSeq names its product COPI coat complex subunit epsilon (gene cope). The record is from RefSeq and is a predicted model, not a curated record. Gene Ontology annotation, biological process: retrograde vesicle-mediated transport, Golgi to endoplasmic reticulum; endoplasmic reticulum to Golgi vesicle-mediated transport; intra-Golgi vesicle-mediated transport. Gene Ontology annotation, molecular function: protein binding; structural molecule activity. The coding region runs from base 53 to 961 and encodes 302 amino acids. The transcript has 10 exons. Gene Ontology annotation, cellular component: COPI vesicle coat. NCBI's taxonomy places the organism in Eukaryota, Metazoa, Chordata, Actinopteri, Cyprinodontiformes, Poeciliidae.
ACGCAGGAAGAGACGUGUUUUUGCGACGUGUCAGGAACUUUCAGUAGUCAACAUGGCGGCUCAGCAGGGAGAUGUUGAUGAGCUAUUCGAUGUAAAAAAUGCUUAUUAUAUCGGCAGUUAUCAACAAUGUAUUAACGAGGCGCAGAAGGUGAAGCCGUCAUCACCCGAGAAGGAGAUUGAAAGAGACAUGUUUUUGUACAGAGCGUACAUCGCUCAGAGGAAGUAUGGUGUUGUUCUGGACGACAUCAAGGCCAACUCUUCAGCUGAGCUCCAAGCCGUAAGGAUGUUUGCAGAGUUUCUGUCCAAUGAGAGUAAAAGGGAUGCUAUUGUUACUGAUUUGGACAAGAAGAUGGCGAAGAGUGUGGAUGCUGCCAACACCACCUUCCUGCUCAUGGCUGCCUCCAUCUAUUACCAUGAGACGAACACGGACGCUGCGCUCAGAACUCUGCACCAAGGAGAAAGUCUGGAGUGCAUGGCCAUGACCAUUCAGGUGCUUCUCAGUCUGGACCGUGUUGACCUGGCAAGGAAGGAACUGAAGAAGAUGCAGGAGCAGGAUGAGGACGCCACACUAACCCAGCUGGCCACAGCCUGGGUUAACAUUGCCGUGGGUGGAGAGAAGCUUCAGGACGCCUAUUACAUCUUCCAAGAGAUGUCUGAUAAGUACUCGUCUACGCUGUUGCUGCUGAACGGCCAGGCUGCCUGCUACAUGGCUCAGAACAAGUGGGAGGAGGCAGAAGGAGUGCUGCAGGAGGCUCUCGAUAAGGACAGCAGUCAUCCUGAGACGCUGAUCAACCUCAUAGUGCUGACGCAGCACCUGGGAAAACCUCCUGAGGUCACCAAUCGGUAUCUCUCCCAGCUGAAAGAUGCACACAAAGCUCACCCUUUCCUCAAAGAUUAUUUUGCCAAGGAGAAUGAGUUUGACAGACUAGCAAUGCAGUACGCCCCCACCGUUACAGCAUAGACCUUCUGUUUUCCUACAAAACUCCCUCAACAGUGGAGUUUAGGGAAAUGACCAUGAAGAUAACCCUGUUUCUCCCUGUCAUAUGUUUUUUUUAAAUGUUUUUUUUUUCCCCUUUAAAACCUUGGCUGUAUUUAAACUGCACUAAAAAUUCAUAUAUAUAUCUGCCUUCCUCCUCAAGCCCUACAAAUUUACAUUUAUUUUAGGGACAGCCGCAUUUGUUAUACAAGCAUUCCUUUGAAAUGUUAAUAAAUGAUUGGAAAAACACUGAGCGGUUGUCUUAAUAUGGGUAAAAAUCUACUUAAAUAAAUCAACUUUGAAAUA